GCUCGAAGGUGGUAGCGCCGACGUCGCGAGGCAGAAUAGUGACGCGGCUGCAGUCGGCGGAACAAAUAAAGCUGCGACUCUGUUCUACCAGGGACGUGGUGGCAAGGAUGAGAUAGUACCUGAUCCAGCCCCAGGAGACCGACAUGACGACGGCCACGACUACAUCAGCGGCGACUACGAUUUCUCGGUGCUUGAGGACUCAGUCGGAGUGGAAGGAGGAGAUAGGUACAUUGGCGGUCACGCGUCAACGAGCGGUCACGACCCCUCAGGUGGAGCAACCUCAUCUUCCCUUGUGCAAGAAAAGCAAGCGGAUCAACAGCGUGAAAAUGGGCCGCGUGGCACCAGCCUUAGCAAUAGCAACCAGUCCUUACUCUUUGUCCAAGCAAAAGCUGCACAGCGGCCACAGCAAGAGCCAAACGAGAAAACCGUCGCAGGCGCUGGAGAUGAUGAAGUAGACUCUCUUCAGACUACUUCAAAAUUCCUGCAGUCUUCUCGUGGAACGGACGCCGCUAGCGGAAAAACCGUCCCACCACCGACCUUCAGUGUGGAGUACAUCCCGACUUCGAUUUACGAACAAAUGAACGACGCACUCGAACGGAUCAGCCCGACUUUCAAGGUUUCGCUUGCCAAUAUCUAUUGCAAAUGUGUCUGGGUCUGGAAGAUUGCAACUCGUGAUGCUAUCUUAAGACUCGAAAAAAAUCUGUAUUGCGUGACAGGCAAGAGGAGUCCAGUCUGUGCUACGCGGAGGGGGCAUUUCUCAUGCAGAAAAUGCAUCCGAAAGCCCUCUAAAAAUCUGUGAUGCUAGGUCAUGCAUUACAGGGGUCACGGGGGCGUGUCAAAUAUGCAUGAAAAACCUGGCAAUCUUCCAGACCCAGACACUUUUGCAAUCCAUAGCCAACGCAGAACGGCAAAUGAAACAGGACGUGAUGAAGAACCUCUACGG
Messenger RNA from Amoebophrya sp. A120, 943 nucleotides. The record is from the annotation of a GenBank genome assembly. NCBI's taxonomy places the organism in Eukaryota, Dinophyceae, Syndiniales, Amoebophryaceae.